Cylicocyclus nassatus is the source of this 2264-nucleotide messenger RNA. Lineage: Eukaryota; Metazoa; Nematoda; Chromadorea; Rhabditida; Strongylidae. The record is from the annotation of a GenBank genome assembly.
AGUGAUGUCGGCGGAAACGUGGACAGUUGAAAGCUUGCACAAUCUUCCCAUUGGAUGUGUAACCUUCAACCCUGACAAUACAGUUGUUGCUGCAUGCAUCGGAUCCGCUUGUGUGCUUUACUCGGUUACCGAUGGAAUAAGAAUCACAGUGCUGGAACAUAAGGACAAUUUAGCUUCUGCUUUCUUUGUAGAAUUAGAUAAGUUAUUGGCUGUGACAAGAAGUGGAGAGAUAACGGAAUGGUCGGUUAUUGGUGAGAAUCAAGCACAAGUCUCAUCUCAUAAAAUCACAGCAUUUCCUGUCAAGAAGGCGGUGUAUCUGCGAGAAAGUCGACGCUGUAUGAUCGUCGUCGAUCAUGGAGAUAAUUUAACAGUCGAUAGUGUCAUGCAUGAGAAGUCGUUGACAACCGUUGCGAAGCUUCCUGCUUCCAUCAAAUCUGAGCAAAUCGCUAUCACGGAGCAUUAUGUAGCCUACUGUAGCGGUAAAGAAGUUUUCAUGAUUCCAACUGAGGAAGAUUCCGAAAUGUCGCCAAGUAGUUUUGUUUGCAAAACACACAUUGAAGGCUUGGGAGACCGAAAUGCUGACAACGUCUUUAUUAGGAUUACGGCUUCGGGUGAUACGAUCGCUGCAACGCUAGCCAUUGGAAGGGUAUAUGUUUGGUCGAAUGUGUCCCAGAAAGGCGUGCAAGAUUCUGCUUUUACUAUUCAUUGGCAUAAGGUCGCCCCUAGCAUAGCUUUGACUCAUUAUGGCGGUUUACUUUCCGCUGGAGCUGAAGGCGUCCUCUGUAAAUUCACGCUCACGGGUACGGGUCGACCGAGUAUGCUUCCACGCCUUGCUGCUGCUGUGCGUGAUUUGGCUCUCUCCGACGAUGACAGUCACGUAGCAAUCAUACUAGAGGACAAUUCAUUGCAUGUGGUGGUCACAUCAAGCAUGAAUAUACUUUCUACUCUGGAUACGGUAGCUACAUGCAGACGCUCGUUGAAUUCUGUUUUCACCACGGAUCCUUCUGCACCGAAUAUGUUGGUUAUGAAUGGCAAACCGGGUUCCCUGCAGUGGAUCGAUUGUGCUGCUUCGAAAACUGACCAUCAGACUAGUUUUUCGCUGGAAAAUGUAGCUGAUGGUGAUAUGUCGUUUGCUGGAAUCACUCAAACAUUUCCUGAUGUUGAACAGGUUUUCUUAUCGAGUACUACAAUAGUGACGCUUGAAACUGUUAUCAACUUCGAAGAAGAGCACAAGCGCCUACGCUUUUGGGAGCGCAUCGAAGGAAGCAACCAUUCUGUGCAAGUGGUUGAUUCGUUUAUUGUUUCCAAAGAGACCAUCGAUGUGACUGGCUUCAGGCGACCUAAUUCUAUCUCUGAAAAAAUAUUCUUCUCAAUCAUGAAAACGGGAAGAGUGAAUGUGUGGAUACCCUGCGAAGACGGAACACGAUACAAAUUGGACCCAGUGAGACAGAUUGAUCGGGAAUCCGAAUUUCAUGCUGGCUCUGUUAUACAUCAAGGAAUGUGGGCAUCUGCACACCCAGAAGGUGCCAACGACACUGACGUUGUCAUUGUUUGGAAUACGUCUGAUUUGACCGAAAUUGAAGUGUUGCGCACGGAUGGGAAAGUUAGUAGUGUUGAAUUUGAUGGAAAGAAUCAUCUGAUUUGUGCCACUGACAAAAGCGUAAAGUGUUGGCGACAUUCGGCAAUGCAGAUAGAGUGCCUCUGGAUUGUCGAACAAUCACUGCGAGUGCACGUCUCACCACUGGGAGGUUUCGCUUGGAAUGAAAACAACGUCAUGGAAUUUGAUGUGGAAACUGCUGCUCUGAAAAUGUCUUUCCAAUUUGGUGCGCCUGUAGAUGAUCUGUUGGCGCUCGGUGAUGGGACUCACGUCGCUGUUGUUGCUAGGACUGAAAAGGGGUUGCUCUUUGCCCACCCCAAGGAGGACGAGAUGCGAACUGUGCAAGUGUCAAGUUCAACGGCAAAGACCCCUUUUGCCCAGCUGGCCCCCGCCAAAUCAUCUUCGAAAACAUCGGCCGAAGCUGUUGCACGACCUGCAGCGAAGGGUGCAGCCAUACGCUUAUUCGACGGUCCGUGCCAUGUUCUUCCACCUGUUUCUCAUCUUGCACCGAUAUUUAUCGCUCAGUGCUUAGCACCACCACUCUCCGAGCAAAAGUGACUACCGAUUGCACAUUUAUAUCAUUACGUUAAACAUAUUUUUUACUUUUGUGGACAUCGGUAACCAGGUUUAUUACAAAAGAUUUGCUGAAUUUCCUCUAUUUCUUGGC